CCGAAAGCCCAGAGGAGAGCACCAUGCCCAUGCCGCCGCCGCCGCGCGCCAGCCUCACCCCGCAAGUGCACUGGGCGCAGCGCCACCGCGAGCUCUACCUGCGCGUGGAGCUCAGCGACGUGCAGGAUCCGGACAUCACAAUUACAGAUAAUGUGCUCCAUUUCAAAGCUCAAGGCCAUGGUGCCAAGGGGGACAACGUGUACAAAUUUCAAAUUGAGUUCCUAGAACCAGUAAAGCCACAGCCAGCCUAUAAAAUGACCCAGAGGCAGUUGAACAUCACAGUGAAGAAGGAGGUGAGCCACUGGUGGGAACGGCUGACCAAGCAGGAGAAACGGCCCCUGUUUCUCGCUCCCGAUUUUGAUCGUUGGCUGGACGAAUCAGAUGCUGAGAUGGAGCUGAAAGCCAAGGAGGAAAAAAGGAUUAACAAAAUCAACAUAGAGAACAGAAUCCCCAAAGACCCUUUCCGACACUUGAAGAGAGGCUACCUGUUCAUGUACAACCUGGUGCAGUUCCUGGGCUUCUCCUGGAUCUUCGUGAACAUGACGGUGCGGCUGUUCGUGCUGGGGAAAGAGUCCUUCUUCGAUACUUUUCACACGAUGGCGGACAUGAUGUACUUCUGCCAAAUGCUGGCGUUCAUGGAGAUUGUGAACACCUUGAUAGGUCUAGUCAGAGCUCCUCUAGCACCUGUAGUUCUCCAGGUCUGUGGGAGGAAUUUUAUUUUGUUCUUUGUCCUUGGUGGCGUGGAAGAAAUGCAAAGCAAAGCGGUCGUGUUCUUCAUCUUCUACGUUUGGAGCUCGGUGGAGAUAUUCAGGUAUUCGUUCUACAUGCUCUCCUGCAUCGAUAUAGAAUGGAAGAUUCUGACAUGGAUUCGAUACAGCAUCUGGAUGCCCCUCUACCCUCUCGGAAUCUUAUCGGAAGCUGUGUCUGUGAUUCAGGCCAUUCCAGUCUUCAGCAGCACCGGGACUUUCAGCUUCACCUUGCCCCAUCCACUGAACUUCACCAUUCCAUUUUCAGUUUUUCUUCAACUCCACCUUGUGUUCUUAUUCCUAGCGCCGUUUGUGAAUUUCCGUCAUCUCUACAAGCAACGGAAGCGUCACCUUGGACCAAAAAAGAGGAAAAUGCACUAGGCCCAAUACUGGAAACGUUUCUUGUUCUAAUCUACCUUGAAGGCAGGUUUAGGGCUCUUGCAUUCCCUAACAAUUUUACUUGCCCUGUUAAUCUGAAAUCCAAUUUUGUACAGUUAUACCAACAUGUGUCUUCCCUCUCUCUCUCUCUCUCUCUCUCUCUCUCUCUCUCUCUCUCACUCACAUACACACACACACACACACACGUGCAAAAGUGUCCAGGUAACGUUCUUCCCAUUCGCCACCUGCUAGAUUCAACUACUCUUUGGUCAGUAGUAAAACUUCAAACAAGCCCAGCAACCUUAUUUCUUUGAUAUGCAAAUAAACAGAGCACUUAGUUAGAACAAAACGUCCCUCAGUAAGAGGAGAAUAGGGGCCAUGUAUGUAAGCAAAAUUUCCCAGUCAGCAAGUUAUUUUAAUUGUUUUUUGAGCCCAAAACAAGGAGCGGAGAAACAAGAAGGUCAACAGCUGAUUAGUGAUGCCCUGAGAGGGAUCGUAUUAAGAAUCCUGUCUUGUUGCCAUAGGUGACGGGCAGUGCUCUGAGGCCUGUCCCCUUCCUUCCCUUGACCCUGUAGUGGAAUCCACUCGCUUGGGGUACAGAACGCCCCUCUGGCCUACAUUUGCUAAUGGUGUCCUCUUACUAGGUUCUUUACACCCACAUUCUAACCGCCUUGACCCAGAAGUAAGUCCCAUUGGUUUACAAUAUAGCACAUGCAACAAAGAGGGGAUAACCUUAACCUGACACAAUACAAAUGAAAGCAAGGCAGUUAAGGAAACAGUUUAAAAAAUGCAAUUUUAUAAACUAAAAUAUAAUGUUAAAAAUAACAUACACAGAGCAUUUCACACGUACAGUAAUACAACAAAACCAUCAAACUGCUAGACAGAAAAUGCUCAGUGGACUUAAUCCAUUUGGCCAGACGCGUUUCGACUCUUGGUCUUCCUCAGUGGCCAGUGUGCGAUGGAACAAAUGCAAACACUUGUAAGGGCCAGAGUAAAGGCAAACACUUAAUGCUGUAUUUUUUAAAAGUUUAUUUUUAAAGAUAAAGUUAAUUAGACCUCCCCAAGCUGAUUAGUGCUGUGGGCUAUUUUUCCUUUAUUGUUUGGAACUUUUAAGUCAGUCCCUUUGGAGUGUGGGAAAGAAGCAUUAUUUGUCUGUCCGUCAUUCAUGGCAAGCUGAAGUGCAGAAACUCGCUCUUCUCGGGGCUAUUUGGAGGUGAUAAUUCUGUUUUCCAUUUACUCCAGGUGGGUAAAUGUUUGGGUUUUUUUGAUCCCCCAGUCCUGGGCUGCUAGAACUGGUGUUAACCCUAACUUUCAGUAGUAGCAUAUAGCCUUUAUGUUGCGGUUCCAUCUGUUAAAUUACAGCAGAUUUCCCCAACCUUGUGCCCUCCAGAUAUGUUGGACUGCAACUCCCAUUAUCCCCAGCUAUGUUGGCUAGGGGGUUAUGGGAGUUGGAGUCCAACAUAUCUAGAGGACACCAAGUUGGGAAAGCCGGAGUUAUGGUCUAGGGUGCGGGCACUUUGUCCUGAAUCUGUAUUUGCUGGUCUUUCAAAAGGCAAAUAGAAUGUGCAUUUCUAAUAAUAAAGAUUUUAAAACUUG
Elgaria multicarinata webbii is the source of this 2720-nucleotide messenger RNA. It is a transcript of the gene HACD3, whose product is annotated as 3-hydroxyacyl-CoA dehydratase 3. Gene Ontology annotation, biological process: fatty acid elongation; sphingolipid biosynthetic process; very long-chain fatty acid biosynthetic process. The coding region runs from base 24 to 1127 and encodes 367 amino acids. Gene Ontology annotation, cellular component: endoplasmic reticulum membrane. The record is from RefSeq and is a predicted model, not a curated record. NCBI's taxonomy places the organism in Eukaryota, Metazoa, Chordata, Lepidosauria, Squamata, Anguidae. The transcript is spliced from 11 exons. Gene Ontology annotation, molecular function: 3-hydroxyacyl-CoA dehydratase activity.